ACACUGAAAUCUUCGUCCUUUACAAUUUUGAGCUAUGUCUAUGUGGAGCAACCUACCCUUUGAUCUCUUGGCCAAAAUCUUCUCCUUUCUCUCCCCAGGCUCCUUAGCCAGAGCAAGAUCAGCUUGCAGGAAUUGGGAAACAUGUGCCAAGGCUUAUCCUCUGACACCAACAAGUUCUUCAACACAGUCUAAGCCUCUGCCACCAUGGUUCCUGGCUUUUCCAAUUCGUAACAACAGACCAUGCUGCUAUGUUCAUAACCCUGUCAUGGACAUUUGGCACGAGCUUUCCCUUGAGUUCUUACCAGUCCCAUGUGCAGUUCGACCAGUUUCUCCAAUUGGGAGUCUCCUUCUGUUAAGGCUCACCAAUAUUACAACACUGGAACUUGCUCUAUGCAACCCCUUUACAAAGCAGUUUAGGUCCCUUCCUCGGUUGAACAUUUCAAGGACUAACCCUGCUGUGGGAGUUGUUGUUACCAUUUUGGAGUCAAAGUCAAACCAUGUUGGUGAUAAGUUUCCAAGGUUUAGAGUCUAUGUGGCUGGUGGCAUGUCUGAGGCAGAACAUGGUGGCGCCACCUAUGAAACCACUUUAGAAAUGUAUGACUCACAGCUUGAUACGUGGCAAAUUGUGGGGUCCAUGCCUGUGGAAUUUGCAGUUAGGCUUACUGUUUGGACACCAAAUGAGAAUGUGUACAUCAAUGGUACAUUGUACUGGAUAACCUCAGCUAGGGCCUUUAGUGUUAUGGGAUUUGAUAUUAGCACAAAUACAUGGAGGGAGUUGGGUGUUCCCAUUGCUGAGAGGCUAGAAUUUGCCUCACUUGUUAGGUGGAAUGGAGCAUUGGCAUUGGUUGGUGGCACGUGUGGUGAGAAUGCUUGCAUUUGGGAGCUGAAUGAAGUGGACAAAUGGUGUCUAGCAGAUAAGGUGCCAGCUGAAUUGGGGUUGAGAUUGUUAUCAGGGAAGGGAAAUUGGGACAGUGUUAAGUGUGUGGGUAAUGAGGAUGCUAUUUGUUUGUACAGAGACCUUGGAUCUGGAAUGAUAGUUUGCAAAAAAGUUGGAGAUAAAGGUAGAUGGGAAUGGCUUUGGGUUGAUGGUUGUGUUCACAUCAAGGGGAAACAAAUGCCCAAUUGCCAAAUAAGAGGAAUGCUUAUUCAACAACCAAUUCUUGCUUCCUCCCUUAUCUUUUAA
Molecule: messenger RNA, 1183 nt
Organism: Gastrolobium bilobum
Lineage: Eukaryota; Viridiplantae; Streptophyta; Magnoliopsida; Fabales; Fabaceae
Product: F-box only protein 6-like
Exons: 1
Coding region: 35-1183 (382 amino acids)
Molecular function (GO): protein binding
Source: RefSeq, a predicted model, not a curated record